This is a messenger RNA of Zophobas morio, 2435 nucleotides long. Its product is annotated as ribonucleoside-diphosphate reductase large subunit-like. The transcript is spliced from 18 exons. The coding region runs from base 18 to 2435 and encodes 805 amino acids. Lineage: Eukaryota; Metazoa; Arthropoda; Insecta; Coleoptera; Tenebrionidae. Gene Ontology annotation, molecular function: ATP binding; ribonucleoside-diphosphate reductase activity, thioredoxin disulfide as acceptor. The record is from RefSeq and is a predicted model, not a curated record. Gene Ontology annotation, cellular component: ribonucleoside-diphosphate reductase complex. Gene Ontology annotation, biological process: DNA replication; deoxyribonucleotide biosynthetic process.
UAGGCCAUCUUUAAGCGAUGACGGGGAAGCUGUAUGUAGUAAAAAGGGAUGGGAGAAGAGAAAACGUUAUGUUUGACAAAAUUACUUCUCGUAUUGAAAGGCUUUGUUAUGGUUUAAACAUGGAUCACGUUGAGCCUGUGGAGAUAACACAAAAGGUUAUAUCUGGGGUUUUUCCCGGCGUUACUACCAUCGAACUAGAUACGUUAGCCGCUGAAACCACCGCCUACCUCACUACCAAACACCCAGAUUAUGGUAUACUGGCCGCUAGAAUCGCCAUGUCGAAUCUCCAUAAAGAAACCAAAAAGGUUUAUAGUGAACUUACAUUAGAUCUUUAUAAUUGGGUGAACCCCACGAAUCAAAGGCAUUGCCCUCUCGUAUCUAAAGAGUACCUUGAAAUUGUCUUAAGAAAUGCAGAUCGUUUGAACUCUUCUAUAAUUUAUGAUCGUGACUACAGUUAUCAGUACUUUGGAUUUAAAACUUUAGAACGGUCGUACCUUUUAAAAUUGAACGGGAAAGUCGCUGAGCGCCCGCAACACAUGCUAAUGCGCGUAGCUGUCGGAAUUCAUGGCGCAGACAUCGAUUCUGCUAUCGAAACUUAUAACUUAUUGUCCGAGAAAUGGUUCAUCCACGCGUCCCCGACACUAUUCAACGCCGGAACUCCGCGACCCCAACUUUCAAGUUGUUUUCUUUUAACAAUGAAAGAAGACUCUAUUGAAGGGAUCUACGACACGUUGAAGACAUGUGCUCUCAUCUCGAAAUCCGCUGGUGGGAUUGGCUUAAAUGUUCACUGCAUCCGCUCAGAAGGAAGUUAUAUUUCCGGGACGAACGGGUAUUCCAACGGCCUCAUUCCGAUGCUCAGAGUGUUUAACAAUACGGCUCGGUAUGUGGACCAAGGAGGAAAUCGAAGGCCUGGCGCGUUUGCUAUAUAUCUUGAACCUUGGCACGCAGAUGUCUUUGAGUUUCUGAACUUGCGCAAAAAUAUUGGAAAAGAUGAAGACCGUGCCAGAGACUUGUUCUACGCCCUUUGGAUCCCUGAUCUAUUUAUGAAGCGGUGUGAAAAUGACGAAACGUGGUCCUUGUUCAGCCCCAGUGAUGCGCGUGGUCUUGAGGAUUGUUGGGGCGAAGAAUUUGAAUCGCUCUACACAAAAUACGAGAAAGAGGGACGCGCCAAACAAGUUGUGAGUGCCCAACAAUUGUGGUUUGCCAUUCUCGAGGCACAAAUCGAGACGGGGACCCCGUAUAUGCUUUAUAAAGACACUUGCAACAGAAAAUCCAAUCAAAAAAACAUUGGGACCAUAAAAUGCAGCAAUUUGUGCACAGAAAUCAUUGAAUACUCUUCCCCUGAGGAAGUGGCUGUGUGUAACCUCGCGUCCGUGGCACUUCCUAUGUACGUGAAGGAAUCUCCGAUGGGUCCAACAUUCGAUCAUGAAAAACUUUAUGAAGUCGUUCGAGUCGUUACAAAAAACUUAAAUCGUAUAAUUGAUGUUGGCUUUUACCCAAUCAAAGAAGCCCAACUCUCAAAUUUCAGACACAGACCAAUCGGAAUAGGUGUGCAGGGAUUAGCUGAUGCAUUCAUUAAAAUGCGUUUUCCAUUUGAAAGUGAAGAGGCGCGGAAACUAAAUAAAGAAAUAUUCGAGACAAUCUACUUUGCUGCGCUCAGCGAGUCGGUGGAGCAAGCAAAAGUGCAUGGCCCCUAUGAAAGUUACCUUUACGGCGAAGGCUCUCCGGUCUCUCAAGGCAUUUUGCAGCACGACAUGUGGGGGGUCAGCACCUCCGACCGGUGGCCGUGGGAGGCCCUUCGGGAAGAUAUAAAGAAAUACGGGGUGAGGAAUUCUCUUCUCCUAGCGCCAAUGCCCACUGCCUCUACCGCCCAAAUACUUGGAAACAACGAAGCUUUUGAGCCAUACACAAGCAAUAUUUAUACUCGUCGCGUUCUGAGUGGCGAGUUUCAAAUAGUGAAUCAUCAUCUUUUAAAAGACCUUACAGAGUUGGGACUUUGGAACGACCAUACUAAGAAUAAACUUAUUGCUCACCAAGGCUCCGUACAGAAUCUCGAUAUUCCAGAGCAUUUGAAAAACUUGUAUAAAACUGUUUGGGAGAUUUCUCAAAAAACCUUGAUUGAUAUGGCAGCCGACCGCGGAGCCUUUAUUGACCAAUCGCAGUCUUUGAAUAUCUUUAUGGGAUCCCCGACGAUCAGCAAACUGACAAGCAUGCACUUUUACGGCUGGAAAAAGGGAUUGAAAACUGGAAUGUACUACCUUCGCACGCGCCCCGCCGCUAAUGCCAUUCAGUUUACUGUGGAUAAGCAGUCCUUACAGAAGGAGUCUCCCGGUAAAUUCAAGUCACUUGGCUCUUCUGCUCUAAAACAAUCUUUUGAUCUAAAACUGGCGUGCUCCCGUAAUAAGGAUGACGGAUGCGUUAUGUGCUCCGGUUAG